AUGAAUAUUAUUAUGAGCUUGUUGUUGUUCAUUUUUCUGUAUUUAAUUUCCCCAAAAAUAAUAUGCGGUAGCAUAGUACCCCUUGCACCUGCAUUGUAUUUAUUUGGAGACUCCUUAUUGGAUAGUGGCAAUAACAAUUUUCUUCCAACUAUUGCAAAAGCAAAUUAUUUGCCUUAUGGUUCUAAUUUUGCUAUUGGUCCUACCGGAAGAUUCACUAAUGGAAGAACUGUUGCAGAUUUUAUAGCUGAAUAUCUUGGAUUGCCAUAUCCUCCACCAUACUUGAGCUUAAAAGGUCGAAUAUCAUUAUCUGGAAUCAAUUAUGCAUCCGGUUCUUGUGGAAUUCUGCCAGAGACUGGUAAUAUACUUGGAAAAUGUAUAACUUUGAGUGAACAAAUAAACUUAUUUGAAAGGACAGUUGAGACAAAUUUGGGUGAGAAGCUAAAAAACAGAAAUGAGGUAUCUGAUUAUUUAUCAAAGUCUAUAUACUUAGUUGCUGUGGGGAGCAAUGACUAUAUCAACAACUACCUUGCAACCAAGUAUUAUGACACUAGCAAGCUCUACCAGCCUCACAUCUUUGCUCAACUCCUCAUUCACAAACUCUCCGAACAAUUUCAGAGAUUGUACAAGUUGGGAGCUAGGAAGAUAGUGAUGUUUGGAAUUGGACCAAUAGGGUGCACCCCACCAAUCUCAAAAACACAAUUACACAAAGGUGAUUGCUUGGAGGAAACAAACCAAAUUGUGUCAUACUUCAAUGAGAGGCUUCCUUCAUUGCUAAGCAAUCUCACAUUCACUCUUCCACACUCCUCCUUUGUUCUUGGUCAUGCCUAUUCCAUACUUGAUGCAUUCACAAAUCCUUCCACUUAUGGUCUAACGGAUGCAAAAAGUCCAUGUUGCAAUGCUUUGGAAAAUGGAACUGCAGCUUGUAUCCCAUUGACAAAACCCUGCAUGAACCCAUUUGAACAUUUCUUUUGGGAUGGUUAUCAUCUUACAGAGGCAAUGUAUUCUUAUAUAGCUUCUGCAUGUCUAAAUGGUAAUAAGGUCUGUACACCACUCAAUAUUCAAGAGCUUGUCAAAUUGUAA
This is a messenger RNA of Arachis stenosperma, 1080 nucleotides long. Its product is annotated as GDSL esterase/lipase 7-like. The record is from RefSeq and is a predicted model, not a curated record. Gene Ontology annotation, molecular function: hydrolase activity, acting on ester bonds. Bases 1 to 1080 code for a protein of 359 amino acids. The transcript is spliced from 5 exons. NCBI's taxonomy places the organism in Eukaryota, Viridiplantae, Streptophyta, Magnoliopsida, Fabales, Fabaceae.